This is a messenger RNA of Marasmius oreades (fairy-ring Marasmius), 1626 nucleotides long. It is a transcript of the gene CCT2, whose product is annotated as T-complex protein 1 subunit beta. Gene Ontology annotation, biological process: protein folding. Lineage: Eukaryota; Fungi; Basidiomycota; Agaricomycetes; Agaricales; Marasmiaceae. The coding region runs from base 1 to 1626 and encodes 541 amino acids. The record is from RefSeq and is a predicted model, not a curated record. Gene Ontology annotation, cellular component: chaperonin-containing T-complex; cytosol. The transcript is spliced from 9 exons. Gene Ontology annotation, molecular function: ATP binding; ATP hydrolysis activity; ATP-dependent protein folding chaperone.
AUGUCGAUGCAAAUUUUUGGUGAACAGGCUACGGAAGAAAAAGCUGAAAAUGCGCGUCUUUCCUCGUUUGUUGGCGCUCUUGCGCUCGGAGAUCUCGUCAAAUCCACUUUAGGUCCCAAAGGCAUGAACAAAAUUCUUCAAUCAGCCUCAACAGGCGACAUCAACGUUACGAAUGACGGCGCUACCAUCCUCAAAGCCAUUCAACUCGACAAUGCCGCUGCCAAAAUUCUCGUCAACAUCUCCAAAGUCCAAGACGAUGAGGUUGGGGAUGGCACGACCAGUGUCUGCGUCCUGGCCGCAGAGCUUUUACGAGAAGCAGAAAAGUUGAUCGCACAGAAGAUCCAUCCACAGACUAUCAUUGAGGGUUACAGAAUUGCGAGCUCCGCCGCGUUGAAGGCAUUGGAGAAAGCGGCUGUUGAUAAUCGGUCGGAUCCAAAAGCAUUCAGAGACGAUCUUACAAAUAUUGCUCGAACGACCCUUUCAUCAAAAGUUCUAUCCCAAGACAAGGCCUACUUCGCCAAGCUCGCAGUGGAUGCCGUACUGCGGCUCAAGGGAUCAACGAAUUUGGAGCAUAUCCAAAUUAUCAAGAAAGUCGGAGGGAAACUCACCGAUUCGUAUCUUGACGAAGGCUUUAUUCUUGACAAGACGAUUGCUGUGAAUUCGCCAAAACGAUUAGAGAACGCCAAAAUCCUUAUUGCCAACACAUCGAUGGACACCGAUAAAAUUAAAAUCUUUGGUGCACGAGUUAAAGUGGACUCCACAGGCAAACUUGCUGAGCUUGAGCGCGCGGAGAAGGUGUCCGGUCUUCGAUACUCUUCCUCUUCACAUCACUUAAUCCACUUCCAGGAAAAAAUGAAGGCCAAGGUCGAUGCAAUUGCCCACCAUGGUGUCAACUGUUUCGUCAACCGUCAACUGAUCUAUAAUUAUCCUGAAUCUCUUCUCGCCGAAAAGGGCAUCACAGUAAUAGAACAUGCCGAUUUCGAGGGCGUUGAACGACUCUCACUAGUAACAGGUGGUGAAAUUGCCUCGACAUUCGAUCGGCCUGACCUGGUUAAGCUGGGACACUGUGACUUGAUUGAGGAAAUUAUUAUUGGUGAAGACAAGCUAAUAAAAUUUUCCGGGGUCGCUGCAGGCGAAGCAUGCACAGUCGUACUUCGGGGUUCAACCUCUCAAAUGGUCGAUGAAGCCGAACGUUCACUACACGAUGCUCUUUCUGUGCUCUCCCAAACUGUCAAGGAAACACGAACUGUCCUUGGAGGCGGAUGUUCCGAGAUGCUCAUGUCUUGUGCCGUCGAUGAAGAAACAAGGUCUAUCAAGGGCAAAAAAGCAAUCGCUGCAGAAGGAUUCAGUACAGCUCUUCGGAAGAUACCUACGAUUCUGUCGGAUAAUGCAGGGUUCGAUUCGUCGGAUCUAGUUGCGAGGUUGAGGGCUGCACAUUAUGAAGGACAGUCGGACGCUGGGCUCGAUAUGAAUGAGGGAGUUGUAUCCUCCAUGAGGAAACUUGGAAUAACAGAGAGUUACAAGCUGAAGCGCCAGGUAGUGCUUAGUGCCAGUGAAGCGGCAGAGAUGAUUAUUCGGGUGGACGACAUCCUCAGAGCGACUCCUCGAAAGCGCGAAGCAGUAUAG